AUGGAUCUCGCGGCGUACCAAGAGAACCUGGACCAAGCCGUUCGCCUCUCCCAGCAGGCGACCGACCGCGACAAGGAGGGCGACUACGCUGAGGCCUUUGAGCUCUACAAGGUCGCUCUGGACUACUGGAAUCUGCUCUGCCGAUGCCAGACGAACGCGCUGCUCAAGGAGAAGCUUUACCACAAGAUGAGCGAGUACAUUGCGCGCGCGGAGGUUCUCAAGCGCUUCCUCGAGACGCAGCGGCGGCUGUGGACGUCACCGAGUCACGCGUCGCACGGGUCGUCUUCUUCUCCUUUCCCUCCUCUGCUUCCUCCCUCGCUCCGCUCCGCUCACGCCGCGGCCUGCACGUCCGCUUCCUCGCUGCCUCCCUUCCCCCACGCGGCGCCUCUGACGCCCGCUGUGCCCCCGCGCCUCUCAGAGUCCCGCGACUUUCUCUGCGCCAAGAGGGACGGCGACCGCUUGGCUGGAGACGGCUGCGGCUGCGCAAGCAGCUACCGCGCAGACGGCGAGCUGACCGAAGGCGACAAAAUCAAGGAAAAACUCAGCACGGCAAUCGUCACAGAGCGACCGGAGGUUCGCUGGCACCAUAUAGCUGGACUGGAUGCGGCGAAGGAGGCGCUCCAAGAGGCGAUUAUUCUUCCUUCGCGCUUCCCCAGUCUCUUCACAGGCGAGCGAACGCCGUGGCGCGGCAUUCUUCUGUACGGACCUCCAGGGACGGGAAAGACGUUUCUGGCGAAGGCCGUCGCCGCGGAGGCGAACGCCACCUUUCUCUCAGUCUCCUCAGCCGACCUCGUGAGCAAGUGGCAAGGCGAGAGCGAAAAACUGGUGCGCUCCCUGUUCGCCAUGGCGAGAGAGCGGCGCCCGGCGAUCAUCUUCAUCGAUGAAGUGGACUCGAUGUGCGGAGCGCGCAGCGAAGGCGACAGCGACUCUUCGAGGCGAAUAAAAACCGAGUUCCUCGUGCAGAUGCAAGGCCUUCAGAACGACGCGCCGGGCGUCCUUGUCCUCGGCGCCACUAACGUUCCCUGGGCGCUCGAUUCGGCGAUUCGACGCAGAUUCGAGCGCCGGGUGUAUAUCCCGCUUCCGGAUCUCGCGGCGCGUCUGCGCCUCGUCGCGCUCUCGCUGGGCGCCACUCCGCACCGCCUCACCGAGUCGCACUUUCGCGCGCUCGCUGCAGAGACCGAAGGCUUCAGCGGGGCGGACAUUUCUGUCGUCGUCCGCGAUGCGCUCUUUCAGCCGCUGCGGAAGUGCCGCGCAGCCACGCACUUCAAGCGAGUGCAUCACAACGGCGCCAUCUUCCUCACGCCCUGCCCUCCGGCGGACGCGGAUCCCACGAAAGUCGAAAUGCGCCUGAUGGAAGUCCCGCCCGACCGCCUGCUUCCUCCUGACGUGACCGUGGAGGACUUCAUCGCCGUGCUGCGCCAUGCGCGGCCCUCUGUCUGCGAAGAGGACAUACGGCGCCACGACGAGUGGACUCGGCAGUAUGGCGUCGAAGGCCAGUAG
Besnoitia besnoiti is the source of this 1500-nucleotide messenger RNA. RefSeq names its product putative vacuolar protein sorting-associated protein vps4. The transcript has 15 exons. NCBI's taxonomy places the organism in Eukaryota, Apicomplexa, Conoidasida, Eucoccidiorida, Sarcocystidae. Gene Ontology annotation, biological process: vacuole organization; endosomal transport. The record is from RefSeq and is a predicted model, not a curated record. Bases 1 to 1500 code for a protein of 499 amino acids. Gene Ontology annotation, molecular function: ATP binding; ATP hydrolysis activity.